Messenger RNA from Leptosia nina, 6738 nucleotides. NCBI's taxonomy places the organism in Eukaryota, Metazoa, Arthropoda, Insecta, Lepidoptera, Pieridae. The record is from the annotation of a GenBank genome assembly.
AUGGCGACACUUGUGAAAGAGAAGCGUAAAGAGAAAAACAAAUCAAAAGAAAAAUCUACCAGAAAACAUGAAAGACCUACUAGUGCAGAUACUUUGAUUGCUCAUGAAAUAGCAGAUACAGAACUACAAAGUGAUAUACAAAAUGAAACAGGGAUUUUAUCUAAGACUGGAAGUAUUAUUGCAUCGGAGAACAAUAUUUCAUGUAGCAGUGUUAUAGAAAAUGAUGUUAUCAAAAUCUCUACUCAAACUAGUCAAAUUUGUAACUUAGAAGCCAAGGCUAUAGAGAAAGAAUAUAUAGAUAUAAAAUGUCCAAAUGUUGGUAAACAGGAUUCUAAUUUGAGUAAAGAAGUUAAUAGUUCUAAGAUACAAAAUGUAAAAGUGAAUUUAAAAAAUAAUGAAACAAUAAAAGCACAGACAGUAGUUGAUUCUUACAGAGAAUUGAAUAAGAAGCUACAAAGAAUGCAAAUACCAAGUUAUGACCAAGAAUCUCUUGUCGAAAUUGAAGAUAAGGUUAUAGGUAAUGAGAUUACACCAUCAGCACCAUUACUUGAGUUGCCUGUUGAAGUAAAGACUGAACUGACUGCACCAAAGUCUUCUGAGCCUAUUGUUAGAAAGCUACAAGAAUCAUGUAUGCCAUUAGAAGAAGCUUUAAGAAUAUAUGGAGGGAGGGAGAUAGCAGAGGUACGAGAAAUGAGUGAGAGAGAGGAGGCAGCUGUUGAAACGGGACCUUUGAGUGGACCUGAACAUCCCCUAGUAGAUCUGUUAUCCACAUUUAGAUCCUCUCUAUCAGUCCUGGAAAAAGAACGAGUUAACAUCAAUUGUGGUUACACGGAAGAAGAUAAACGUCGUGCACUUCUUUGGAGAAUUGAAAGGCGAAGUAUUUUAUUAUCUGAAAAGUGCCCAUGCGGCGCAAAUGUAGAUCUUCGUGUAGUGUAUGAUUAUGCUGAGCUGCUGAAGGAUCGGCUGCCGGCUGCCAAAUUGAGACUAGAAGGGUUACUUCGUGAUGUACAGGAGUCAUACUGUCAUCAUCAGCAUGCUGCUUUAAUGGCCCAUUGUCAGAUAGAAGAAUUAAUAUCUGAAACAAUACAAAGCAACAAAGUUGAGAUUCGCGAAGCGCUGACACUAGUCUUACACGCGUGCCGUAUAAGUGAUGGAGCACCAGCUGUCUAUCCUAAAGCUUUGGAGCGUUGGGCCACCUUACUGACUGAGGCUUUGGUAGAUGAGAGAGACCUAAGGCAGCUUCUGUUUGUUAUACAUCAUUUGUUCAGACAAAGCCGCUCUGUGCAAUGGGCCGGUCGUGUCAUACGUAUGCGCGCGCAGGAUACGUCAUCAGCGGCCAGGCUUAUUGCCGUCUUGGACAUCCUUCUCACUGGGUCCUCACCAUUUGAUAAUGCUCUCGAGUGUACAGAGGAAUUUGACACGUGGGAAGAAGUAGACGUGAAAGGUGACAGCGGUGCAGUGGGGGAGGGGCGUUUGCGAGAAAGAGACCUAUUAAUUGUGCUCAACUCCUUACCCCUCAGAGAUCUUGUGGCGAGGAUCGCUUUAUUUGGAAGAUCGGAUAUAAGCCAAACUAGUGAAUACGAAUGGGGCGACUCGUCUGGAGGUCAUGGAAUACUCAAAGCGUGUUGCGGCACGCGGGUUCUGCUAGAUGUUGUAUCGCGUGGUGCGCGGGCGCAGAAAGGAUAUCUACGCUUGCGUGAGAAGUUGCGAACACUUGCGACUAGUAUGCUGCAAGCGUUAGCUGCUUUACAUAUGCACUCGAGCGCCUCCUACAAACUAGAGCUGGAGAUGAAGAUAUCAAAAGAGUUGGAGGGUUGCUUCGCUGCUGGUAUUUCUAUGAUGGGAGAAGAGUUACACAGACUACCAGCUACAUUGCUGUCUAACGAUACGGCAAGGGAAUAUUGUAUGGCGUUUGAGAAUUUACAUGAUAGUAAUCCCCAGCACGUGGAGCCGCUACGUGUGGAUGUGCCGGUUCUCUCCUGCGAAUCUCGAGUCAAAGUUCUCGCUCAAAUCGCCAUCGAUCGGCUAAUGGAUCGCGAGUUGGCUACUGUUGUUCUGCAGUUUUUAUUUCAGAAGUGCUCUUGCGACGUGGCGGCGCGUGACAGCCUCUGCCGACUGAUAGAUGUUCACUCGUACCUUCACACACCUGCCUUUCAUAUAUUCGCUGAUAUUUCGCACGGCGAAGCCAUAGACACCGAGAUGGUUAAACAUCUACACGUCGAAAAAUGGCGUCCGACCCCCGGCGAUCUCCAAGUAGUGUUGAAUGACUGGUCGCAAAGGUGCCCGCAAUUUAUACAGCAGUUGUUAAUGAGUAUGGACUAUACUCCACAUAGUGGCGUACUACUAGAGAGUCAACUAUACAUUGGAUGGUGGUUAACACAAAUGCCCGAAGUCCCGGACUGGGCGUGGACCUUGUUACGCGUUUUACGCCUACAUCGGUCCCAUUGGGCGUUGCCGUAUGAUGCCCCUAGCGUUGACAAACCACCAGAGACACUGUUGGAAAUGAUGUUUGCAAUAUUGGCGUCUGAUUGGGGACAUUGUAUCCCACUUGCCUGUGAACCAGGGGUAGAAGCUCUACAUCGCCUAUCAGUAUCUCGUCCAAUAGAAGCGGUGCACUGUUUGGGACGACUCAUGACUCUGAUGGCGCACUCUCCAGAGUCUAUCUCUUUCACACCUAAGUUUUCAGAGGUGGUAACGGUUAUACUAAAUUGGGGUCCAAAUGUCGUGCAACGGGCGUUUGGGCGUGGUGGACAAAGCGGCAGUGAUCUACUACUGAGUCUCAUUAUAAAUCAAUUAUUGGAUACAGAAUUGCGUUUGGAGUUUCGCAGCGCAUUACUAACGGCUUGGCUUCGCGCGUUAUGGACGCCAUCGCAAAUCAGCUCGAGUAGAGCGAUUUUAGAUGCGGCUGUACGGGCUACUCAAGACUGGAGGACGCUAGAUGCGCAUGUUACUGUUUUGCUUCAGGAAGAAAACAGCAAACAGUACAUUGAUGAUGCGCUACGACAUGCCUUUACAGCACCACUUUUGUGCGAAAGUGUACUACGCCGUGCGCACGGGAUAGAAUUAUCUAGUGAAAUGUACAAUCGUGUACUAGAUAUAUUAGCAGCACAGAAAAUCAACAAGCAAAAGAUACAUGUUGACAAUGCUAUUAAGCAAGCGGGUGCUACUACGACUUCAGAUGAGCUGGUAAUACAUCGUACUGCUACCGCCAUCUUGAAUGUUCCGUUUUCACAUCCGGCCCAUUUGACACUGUGGAGACUUUUCUUUCAUCUGUAUUUACAAAGGCCGCCCGCCAGUCCCCACGAAUUUACAACACCAGUUGGCCCUCUAUUCUUCAGUGGCUUAGUAAAGACUCGCACUCUCGCACAACUAAAGAAACGCCUUCAAGACACGAUUACAUACCACCAUAGCGCAAUAGAAUCUUGUAACCAAACCCCGAAAAUUGACCAACCGCAAACAUCAAUGAAAAGAAUCGAAAAGAGUCCCACUUCUGAUAAUAUAUUCCCAGAACUAUCGAUUGUCGAUAUGGUGGAUGAAUCGAGUGAAGAAUCGAAUUGUUCCGAUGAAGAAGAUAAACAGAGCGAGAUCUUCGAAAUUGCAACCGUAGAAAAUGAUAAUUCUUGUAUACUGGCCUAUCACAGUGGAGCUGAAAAACUAGCUCGCGAACACAGCCGUUGGUUAGAGGAAGGGGAGAAAGUUCGGGCUUCACCACACCACGCUGAUAUUGCCAGAUUUGUACCGGAACAUGCUCUAUCAGCAGCGUGGCAUAAGUGCCUGCAGAAUCUUUCUCCUAAAUCACCCACCAUCCCAAAGAUACCUCAAAUAACUGAAGCAAAUAAUCUUACGUACCACGAGAUGGCACUAAAGGCAAUACACGCUGUCAAAGAUAGAGCUCAUAUAAGAAGAAAAAAAAUCAUCGUUAAAUCCUUAGUGGAACAGGUUAACUUCAACGACGCCCGCACUGUGUUAAGGCUUAUCGAACAACACCUUACGGAAGUUGAAAAGUUCGCCCGAGAGUGGUCCAGCGAGGUCCAACGUAUAUCGCAGUUGGACGUACAAUUGUGGGAGUCGGUUAGAAAACUGCGCGUGCGCAGAGCUCUCCCACCUGUCAAAAAAAGCUGUCCGCAGAAUUGUAGGCCUAUUACUCUUCGUAUAGCGGAGGACGAAUGGUGUAUAUCUACUGCAGCAGAACGUGAAAUUCAAGAAAAUAGACGGUCGGCCCGUGCUUCCGUUCGUCGCUUGUGCAGGCCGCGCCCGCACUUUGCUCGUACUGCCGCUACUUUACUAGCUGCAGCUAAGCGUACUAGUAACGCGGAGACGGCAGUGAGUAUCUGCGAGAGAGUGUGGCGAUAUACUCCGAUGGCUCAUUCUUGCACGCCUGCGCAACAACUCUUCACUAACACAGUGACGCUUCUAGCUGAGAAGUGGAUAUGUACGGACUCCCGCCGUUCAGCAGAUUUGCUGUCUCGAUGGAGUCACGGUGAUCCAUCUCAGCAGUUACUCUGCAGCAGCUUAAUAUCGCCCUUGAAACUGCCCAUGCGCGAUUGGGCGCAAGUCUAUAUGGCCACUUGCAAGGCAAAUCUACCCUCACACGCUAUGUUCAGUUAUCUCUCUAAGUUUGACAUGCCCCGCUGGUCUCGAGAGGUGGAUACGAAACAACGGAAAGACGUGCUGGAGGCGUUAACUGCUACCGCCCAAAAAUGGGGGGCGAAGCCCGAUCAAGAACACUAUAUGCUUAUCGAGCUAUUAGGCGUGCACUCACACGCAGUAGUUACGGCAUCAGAAUUAAGCGAGCACAUCUGUAACUCCUGCCAAUGCGCAUCCAGGGUUACUCUUCCACCGGAGUACUGUGCAUAUCUAACGAGAUCUGUACAGUCGCACGCGCACCAGUUAUCCUUCGACCAGAUUGGUCAUCUACUCCGAGACAUUGGAUCUUUGUGGUGGGAGGCGCGUAAGGCUGCGUUGAACACUGAAAUGUAUGUGCAUUACGCACCGCAUAUGAGCGAUCUGUUGACGGCCUUACAGCGAGCAUUUGUGGCAGCCGCGCUGGCUUUAAGCUACGCUGCGGAACGAGUAACACUAUAUGCCUGGUCCUCUUUAUUGGAGUCGUGGUCAGCAUGGAUAUCCCCACAUUCGCUUCCACCCUUGUUGCCUUCCGCCUGCGAGGAUGAGCAGUACUCUCUAAUGCUGCACCAUUUCGUGGACUGCAUCAAGCAGGUGAUGGGAGAUUGUCCCGACAGCACAGAAUCCCUCCUUUGUGAAAUCUGGUCUUGGACCGUGGAAACAUACUGUGCCAACAGUACGAACAGUACUCAAGAAUGUCGCGUGCAACUGUCCGCUAUGUUGUCUGUGCUUGGGCAGGAGCUAUCCUGGCAGCACCAGUGGUUCCGGCCCACCUGUCUACCUAGAGCUAUACAGAUAAGCAAAUCAACAGACAGGGAAAUUACGUCUUGGUGCAGUGCAACUCUAAGUCAUACAAAAGCUGAGACUUGGCUACACGCAGUCCCCGAACAACACCUGCCGCCAACAUUGGGUGCACUUUUCGAGUUGUUCACGUCAAAAAAUAUGCAAUUUUCUCAACAGUGUUUGUCAGAGUGCUGUGGUAUCUGCUGGUGGAGGCUUCCAACUCCAGCCCUAGACCAACUGUUGGAGCAGUUCUAUUUUCAACACCACAACCCCGCAAUGCCGUACCACGAACUCCCUCAGUUUCGUGUGUUGCUCUCAGCAUGUCAACUCUACGUACAUCCAAAUACUCCAGCGGCCGUUAUGAAUAAUGCCUCUUCACACGAGAAGCGUUGCCGCAGCGUGUCGCAGUACAUACGCGCGAUUGUGUCGCCGCCAUUACAGUCGCAUCUUAGGGCACAGGUCAAACGAUUGUUGCAAAUUAUUGGAGAAUUAGCGCCGCACAUUGCGCAGUGCGAGGGUCAGAUAGAAGAAAUCCUGAGCCGCGCAGUUAUUAUACUGUGUAUGGAACCAGCUGCAAAUGUGGUACUGCCUUUAUUCGUCCAAUGGGUGGCGUCGUGCAGCGACUCACUCCGUGUUGCCAGUAUGACCGCCGUCGCUACGCUCACAGACUUCGAGUAUUUUCUACCGCUGGCGGAGAAAAUAGUUAGGACUCAUAUAAAUAAAGAUAGUACCGGUUGGAAAGAACUACAGUUGCGUUGGUCAACUAGUGCAUGGUGCGAAGCCAGCGCGUGUAUAAAACGCGGCGGUUUGCACGCUGCGUACGCGCUCCUUCGCGCCCGCUGUAACGAACACACGCCCGCUCGUCUGAAAGACGCCUUAACAGCACUCCAUCACACGGAGAUAAAUUUUUCUGAGAAUGAAGAAAUAGUGGCAUUGUGGAUAUGCGUAGCUUUUCGACUUGCUUCAACCUUGGGAGAAGAAGAUGAUAUGAGGGAAUGUCGAAAUGUUGCAAAAGAAUUACUUGAUAAAUGGGCGAUUGAAAAUAAACGAUCUUUACUACAAGUAGUCGCAUUACAAGCGACAGUGCCGGCGCCUACACCUCGGCACCGCUUACUCUGUCGUCUUGCCCAAUGCUCAACAUCGUCUUCGGAAUCAAACAUACGCUCUUACGAAGCAGCCGUCACUGCGGUGCUAGGUUCAACACCCGGUGACGUCAUCACGUGGCACAAAACACCGACGCUCAAAAGACUAGUCCAAUUAGCUAAUAAAUUGUAUCCCAAUAAGGAGUUGUAUUUCAAGGACGAAUUAGACAUUGCCGAUAAUGUUAAAUAG